This is a messenger RNA of Gymnodraco acuticeps, 7067 nucleotides long. It is a transcript of the gene rims1b, whose product is annotated as regulating synaptic membrane exocytosis 1b. NCBI's taxonomy places the organism in Eukaryota, Metazoa, Chordata, Actinopteri, Perciformes, Bathydraconidae. The transcript has 31 exons. The record is from RefSeq and is a predicted model, not a curated record. Gene Ontology annotation, cellular component: presynaptic membrane; cytoskeleton of presynaptic active zone. Gene Ontology annotation, molecular function: small GTPase binding; transmembrane transporter binding. Bases 383 to 4747 code for a protein of 1454 amino acids. Gene Ontology annotation, biological process: positive regulation of synaptic transmission; regulation of synaptic plasticity; regulation of membrane potential.
GGGCUGCUUCCGACAGCUGUGGGCCGUGUGGACAGCUGAUUUAUUUGAGAUUAGUCUGGACAUGCGCCAACUGGGAUUCAAUCAGGCCAUGAUGAAUGUGCUUUGGCGCUCUGAAGGCUAACUGCUAAACUGACUGCUAACACUCCGUGACAGCGGCCGUCAAGGAGUAACAUUUUGGGGUUUCCGGAGGUCCCAGAGGUGUUUUAGUUGUUCAACUUCUGCCAAAGGCUCUGCAGUGAAAUACAAGGGACGACCGUGUUUCCUCUUUGCUUUGGAUUUGUUCUCGGACUAUAAAUCGUUGGGAUUAUAAAUACUGAGGGAGAUAAACCCUGUUUGUGUACCGUGGAAGUGAGGGGAUAUUCAGUAGCCAUGGCUACAUGUAAUGUGGGUAUGCAACCUGUGCCGUAAACAGCAAGAGAUUCUCACCAAAUCAGGAGAAUGGUUUUCGGGGUCGGGGGUGCAGCCUGGGAGCCGGGGCAGCUCCUUGGACAUCCCAGCCAUUGGAGGUGAGGCCCAGCGGGACAGGAAGCUACUCCGCUCCAGGUCCCAAGCCCCGCCCUCCAUCACCAACUCCAACGCAGGUCCGCCGGACGGGACGCAGCCCCCCACCGGUGUCCCUGCUGCCAAGGGGGCAGACACCAUGCCCGGCUCCCGGUCCCAAAGUGAACCACCGCGAGAAAAGAAAAGGCCAGUUUCCCUCCAUGAACAAAAUGGUAAAGGAGGCAUGGGGCGGGGGAGUGGCCGGAGACCUGGUGGGAAGUUGUCCUCUCAGUCAUCCCUGGAUGAGCGAGUGGUUCCUGGGGAAAGAGGUGACAGACGCUUAGGAGAAGGACGGAGGCUGGAAAAGAUCCACUCUCAGGACUACGAGGACGGGGAGGGGAACUUGGGUCGUUCAGAGUCGCACCGGAGACGCCCAGAGGACGAGGAGCAGAGGGAGCGCCAGCGCCGGGAGGAGGAGUUCCAGAACCGUUACCGUAGUGAUCCCAACCUGGCACGAUACCCUGUGAAACCACAGAAGGAGGAGCAGGAGAUGCGCAUGCAUGCUAAGGUAUCCAAGGUCCGCCAUGAACGACGACACAGUGAUCUGGCUAUCAACGAGGUGGGACUGGGACCUGGGGAAGGAGGAGGGGGACGAGGGGAGGUGCCUGAGAACCGUCUGGCCAGGAGGGGUGGGGGUGGGGAGGGGGACAAGGCCCUCCUGGAGAACCACCGAGCCUACUCUGUGGAUAGGACCGUGGGGGUUGGAGGGGGAACUUUGCCUGCAGGUGGAGUGAAAUCAGGACCCCAACCUGGGGGACCGGUGCCUCCAGAUUGGGGCCCGAACAAAGGCCACCUAGAGCCCGGUACAACACGGACACCAAGGGUUAAGGGUGGGGACAACCUGCUGAGGAAGGACUCUCAGAGUUCGGACCAGUCGGAGUCUUUGCGGCCGCCCCCUCCACGGUCAUACAAGAGCAAGCGCGGAGUCAACAAGAGGCAGAUGUCCAUCAGCAGCUCAGAGGAGGAAGGCGGCUCCACGCCCGAGUACACCAGCUGUGAGGACGUGGACAUGGAAAGCGUCAGCGAGAAAGGUGACUGGGACUGUCAUUCUCUAGAUCCUACAGUGUGGCAUCAUCCAGUUACAUGGCAGCCAUCCAAAGAGGGUGACCACCUGAUCGGACGCAUCACGCUGAGCAAGAGAUCGGCAAUGCCCCGUGAGGCUGGCUCUCUCCUCGGCCUGAAAGUGGUAGGAGGGAAGAUGACAGAGAUGGGGAGACUUGGGGCCUUCAUCACCAAAGUCAAGAAAGGCAGCCUUGCAGAUGUUGUUGGACACCUACGAGCGGGUGACGAGGUGUUGCAGUGGAAUGGAAAGUCGUUGCCGGGAGCAACAAAGAAAGAAGUGUACAACAUUAUCCUUGAAUCCAAGGCUGAACCUCAAGUGGAAAUAGUUGUUUCAAGGCCUAUAGGCUCUAUCAACCGAAUUAUGUCCAAAAACUUCUUGAGAAAAGUGUAUAGAGCCUAUCACGACAUCCCAAGAAUCCCAGAGUCCUCCCACCCUCCUCUAGAAUCUACAGGCUCCAGUUCCUUUGAGUCGCAAAAGAUGGACCGACCCUCUAUAUCGGUGAUGUCCCCGACCAGCCCUGGGACCCUCAGAGACCUUCCUGUAGUACUGCCUGGACAGCUCUCCGUUAAGCUGUGGUACGACAAAGUGGGCCAUCAAUUGAUCGUCAACGUCCUUCAAGCCAUAGACCUGCCAACCCGACCAGACGGACGACCUCGGAACCCCUAUGUCAAGAUGUACUUCCUGCCUGAUAGGAGUGAUAAGAGUAAACGACGGACUAAAACAGUGAAGAAGAAUGCUGAGCCCAAGUGGAACCAGACCUUCUUGUAUUCCCACGUUCACCGGCGGGACUUCAGAGAACGCAUGCUAGAGAUCACGGUCUGGGACCAGCCCAGGGUCCAGGAGGAGGAGAGUGAAUUCUUAGGAGAGAUCCUGAUAGAGUUGGAGACAGCUCUGCUGGACGAUAUCCCUCAUUGGUACAAACUCCAAUCACAUGACAUGUCCUCGAUACCUCUGCCCCAGCCUUCCCCGUACCUCCCGCGCAGACACGUCCACGGAGACAGCCCCAGCAAGAAACUACAGAGGUCUCAUCGCAUCAUUGAUACAGAGUUUGAUGAUGGUUUGAUGGUAGUGACUAAAGGUGCAGAGCGUAACUCCAGGGAGAGAGAGCGGGGCAGUACACUAGCGGUGCCGGAGCAGCAGCGGGCCGUGCAGCACCGCUCCCGCUCCGUGUCCCCCCACAGGGAGGACUCCUGCAGGGCCCGCUCCCGCCCUGCACACGUGCCAAUGCAAAGGAGUCUGGAUGAGAUCCACCAGAACCGCCCCCACUCCCACUCCCCCUCCCGCUACCAUGACUCCCACUUAGAGCACCAGCGCUCCGGGGACUCGGACUACGAGUACUCUGAGGACAGUGAGGUCCUGGAGAUGCACAGGUCUAUCCGGGGCGGGAGUGCCGAGUGCCUGCACACAAACAGGGGCGUAUGUAGAUACAGCAACACACUACCCCCCAAAAUGCCCCUGUUAGUAAACGGUAUCCAUAAAGACAUUUACAGCGACCUGCAGCCGCAGUUGGACAGAGUGAGGAGUUCCAGCACCACAUGUCUGAGACCAGACAACAACUUUCACUCCCCUGACAGAGACAGGUGCUCCAACUCUUUGCCCUGCAAGAUUCCCCCAAGCCCCAGGAUCUUAGUAGAACAUGUGAACCCUGAGGAGAACAGGCAAUGUAACAACUCAUCAGGUCAAAACUGUCAAAGGGGCAGCAAAAAAAGUCUGGAAGGGGACAGUCGUAUCCAACCCACCUCUAUCCUGAGGGGCAGUAGGGGGAGAGGGGGCCCUCUGAGGCCCUUUGGUCAGACAGUCUUGUCUGGGUCCUGCCCAAACUCCCCGCGGCUAGACAGAGCACACCCUCACGGCAGCCCCUCCUCUCCUACGGGGACUCCCUCAUCAGGUCGCAGGGGCCGGCAGCUGCCUCAGCUCCCUGCCAAGAGCAGCAGCGUAGAGCAAGCCCUUGCAGUAGAGGAACGCGCCCGACAGCUGCAGAUGAAAGUACAUUCCUACCGGCCUUCAGCCUCCCACGACCCCGAGACGGACCUCAAGACCAAACGGGAGAUGUACGCAGAGCAGAGGCGCAGCAGCGACAACAUGUCGGCCCGGUCGUCAGACAGCGAUAUGAGCGAUGCGUCGGCCCUCUCCCGCGCCAGCAGUGCCUCCCGCCUCAGUAGCACCAGCUACAUGUCUAUCCAAUCAGAACGACCGGGGGGGCGACUCAGUCGGCAGCUGCGUUCGGUGGGCCGUAAGAUGCUGAAGAGCUCCAGUGUGAGCGGAGAGAUCUACACCCAGGAGCGCACGGACGGCAGCCAAUCAGACACGGCGCUGGGCACGGUGGGCGGGGGCAGCAAGAAGAGGCGCUCCAGUCUGAGCGCGAGGGUGGUGGCCAUCGUCGGGAACCGCCGCAGCCGCAGCACGUCUCAGAUCAACGGCCCUGAGGCGAAGAGUAAGAAGGAGAAGGGAGCCCCCAUCCAGAGGAGCACAGAGACCGGCAUGGCGGUAGAGCUGACCCGGAACAUGAGCCGGCAGCCCAGCAGGGAGUCCACCAACGGCAGCAUGAACAGCUGCACCUCCGAGGGGAAUUUGAUCUUCCCUGGAGUCAACCUGGGAGCCAGUAGUCAGUUCAGUGACUUCCUGGACGGCCUGGGACCGGCUCAGCUAGUGGGGCGGCAAACUCUGGCUACACCUGCAAUAGGUGACAUCCAGAUUGGCAUGAUGGAGAAGAAGAGUCAGCUGGAGGUGGAGGUUAUCAGAGCCCGAGGACUGGUACAGAAGCCAGGAUCAAAGUCCCUCCCUGCUCCAUACGUCAAGGUCUAUCUGCUGAACAAUGGAGCGUACGUAGCCAAAAAGAAAACCAAGAUUGCACGGAAAACACUUGACCCACUGUACCAGCAAGCACUGCUAUUCGAGGAGAGCCCACAGGGUAAAGUCCUGCAGGUGAUUGUAUGGGGGGACUACGGCCGCAUGGACCAUAAAAGCUUCAUGGGAGUUGCACAAAUCCUAUUGGAGGAACUGGACUUAUCAAGCACAGUGAUUGGCUGGUACAAGUUGUUCCCGCCCUCGUCCCUGGUGGAUCCGACUCUGGCCUCCCUGACGCGGCGGGCUUCACAGUCGUCGCUGGACAGCUCCUCCGGACCCCCGGGGGUCCGAUCCUAGGGACCAACAGCUCUACGAGUAACAAACUCACGACCCGUACAUUAGAGAAAAACUAAAUAAAAGAUGGCGGAAACGUAGAACAACAACAAUCACAACGAGAAAGCUUUGUUGAGAUCUGACAAUCACUCCUGUCGCGGUUCAUCUCGUCUGUUGUAGGGAGCGUCGCAUUUCACUGUUUCAUAUCCAUUCAGAAACUCUCAUGGUUUGUUCUCUGUAUGCUGGAGAAGCAGGGCUGUCCACAGACAAGACAAGGGAGUCAAAAGAAGCAGGGCUGUCCACAGACAAGACAAGGGAGUCAAAAGAAGCAGGGCUGUCCACAGACAAGACAAGGGAGUCAAAAGAAGCUGGGCUGUCCACAGACAACAAGACAAGGGAGUCAAAAGAAGCAGGGCUGUCCACAGACAACAAGACAAGGGAGUCAAAAGAAGCAGGGUGAUUUUUAACUGAAUCAACAUAGCAAAGAAAUGUACGUAAGCAUCGGAAUGUAUGGACUCAGACAGAGGUGAUCCCCCCCCUCACCUGCAGGGGGCCAGGCCUCUCUGUGGGGGGCCUCCUCCAGAACCCCAGACAGACUGCCGCACCCUGCCCCCCUGGCAGGGUGCUCCCACUUUGGUAUCAGUCUGGAAGCACAGGGCCUUCUUCUGGUGCCUAGACCUCGGAGCCGCAUCACUGGUCCCCCCCCUCCUCUUUUUAACUCUGUUUCGCGUGUUUGCUUUGUCGUUCGUUUCUUUCCCUUUGUUACUACCGGCACAAAAUGUUUUUACGGUACGUAAAAUGCUCAUGAUAAUGUUGUCAGUCUGGUGUGUGCAUGGAGAGAAAAAACUAAACACAAGAGAUAAAAAAUAACUAUUAAAUGUCUGCGAGUGUUAUGCAGGGGGGGGGACUGGUGAUGGUGACACAGCUUAGAUUUUUACACCGUGAGAUUAGCGUUGUUUUCCUUGUUCACCACUGGCUGACGUCCAGGCCAGUCGUCUUUGUAUAGAUGUAUAUUAGGCCUCCUAGGAGGUUGACCAAUAAAUCAAAUGUAUGUCACUUUGAAAUAUCACAAGGGUUCAACAUCACUGUCAAAAAAAAGCAAGAGCAAAAUAGGACCGUCUAAUUUGUUCACAUUGUUUGGGGAGGUCAUUCCCUCACCGCAGCACGUUUUCAUCCUACCUUUUAGUUCAUGUUAUUUUGAGAUUUAAACACAAGCACAAGAGCUUGAUUUUUUUACGACAAAAAGUUUAACUUUUUGAAAAAAACACGUAGUUAAAAAAAGAAAAAAAGAAACGUCUCUGGUUCCAUUCCUUUGGUCUGGUUGUUUUCGGAAACAAAACGACUAACAGAAAAAGAAGAUCACAGUUUCCCUCGUGCGUCUCUGUGAAAGUAACCAAUCAGAACGAUUGGCCGGGAACACCAAUGCUCACCCUCCGUUCGGCCUGCAGACUCCUCCCACUGGGGGAAAGGGGCGGGGCCAGCAUGACUUUGGAGCCAGUUCCAAGUUGCAUGCACAUUUUUGUAAAACAAAAACAGAUACAGAAAAAAGAAAGUGAACUAGAUACGUGUGUUAGUUCCACAUCCUGUCGGGCCGCUUGUAUGUUGCAUGCAGUUGUACAGUUUGCUCGUACUUGAAUAUUAAAGAGAUCAAACUAAGAAACCGAAGCCAUUCCCGUUACGCAAAGAACUGCAGUCCACACCCUCAGUCCGGUGCUGAAUGUCUCUAACUUUACGAUUACGUUGAUGUCUUUCCUCGCCCUCUGGAAGAUGAACUGAGCACACCUCGCAGCCCCUCCCUCUCAUAGUAUACCUCCAAGCGGCUGACAUGAAUAAAUAUGUACAAAUCAGAUCUAUGGAAAUAUGAAUUAUGUUUCAACAUAAUGAUUUCAGAUAUGCUAACACAUGUUAUAUAAAGAAUGAAUACAGAUGCACAGUCAUAUAGUGUAAAUACUCGACAGCCAUUCAGCGGGUCUUCAUUGAGUGAUACUUGCAGAGGGGCUUAUAAUGAGGAGAUAAUACGUCAUGUCUGAACACUCUUUGUACUUCAACCGUCUGAUCGACCCGGCCAUGUUCACCUCAGAACGACUUUUUCUUUCCAUCGUCCGGUGAAGCUGGUUUUCCUUUAUUUUUUCUUUGUCAGUAUUAACGGGAAAAAAAUCGCUGAUUGUUUACAACUUCUGUGUUCCACUGAAACAAAAAGAAAAUUAGAAAAAAAGUAAAGCAUUCACUGCAACAUUACUUGUUUGUAUAACAGAUGUGGCUCAAAUGAUGUGUAUGUUUUAUAUUUUAAAAAAGGUUCAUUUUUAUUAUUUACAAAUAAAAAGAAUGUGUGGAAGAAAAAGUG